Messenger RNA from Nicotiana tabacum (common tobacco), 541 nucleotides. The record is from RefSeq and is a predicted model, not a curated record. NCBI's taxonomy places the organism in Eukaryota, Viridiplantae, Streptophyta, Magnoliopsida, Solanales, Solanaceae.
CUUGAUUCGUUCUCAUAAUUAUCAGUUGAUUUUAUGCAGCAAAUGGACCCCACGAAGCAAGCGAAGGUGAUGCAAGAUUUCCAGAGGCAAUCAGCUCAAUUGGAUAUGACGACUGAAAUGAUGUCAGACGCCAUAGAUGAUGCUAUAGAUAAUGAUGAAGCGGAAGAGGAAACUGAAGAUUUGACAAACCAGGUCCUUGAUGAAAUUGGAGUCGAUGUUGCCUCACAGCUGUCAACGGCUCCCAAGGGGAAAGUUAUUGGAAAAAGGAUUGAGGAAUCAAGCAGUUCGGGGAUUGAUGAACUGGAGAAGCGAUUGGCUGCACUUAGAAAUCCUUGAUCUCAAUAUCUUGGACUAGUCCUUAUGUUGUCUCCAACCUGAAACAAGAAUUUCCAUAAGUUGUGUACAUGAUUUUGCUCCAAGAAUGAUGUGAUGCAUCAAUCCUUGGUCCUCUUGUUACAAUUGGCCGUCUGAAAGCUACAAACAAUGUAUUAGUUGUUUGAUAAAAUCUUGGCAUGGCUUUCUUCUUUCAUCUGUCAUGAAA